UUAUAAUAGAUAUAAAUGUUUACAUGUUGUUUGGAACAAAAAAUAUGAAAUUAAAAAUAUAUUGAAUAAAUAGAAAUGAUGCAGUUGAUUUUUGUUGGUAUUUUCUUAUUUUCGGCUUCUAUUCAACAUUAUAUACCUCCACCCGACCCAUGUCUUAUAGCAAAUUUUUGCAAUCACACGUGGAUACCUCAAUGUGGCCAAGAAACUAAGGAUUUAAAUAAGCGAUGGUUUUUAGAUGACUGUGAUAUGCAUGAAUACAAUUGUGAUAAUAAUAAGACUUAUACACAUGUUGAUAUCGAAGAAUGUCCUAAGAAUAAAACAUUAAAUACAACGACACCCAUCACUACAACUACAACACCGACAACUACUACACCUACAACUACUACCACCACGACAACAACGACAACAACUACGACAACUACCACUACAACUACAAAACCACCAACCACAACCACCACACCUACAAUCACACCAAAUACUACAAUUUCUGAACUUAACUGUACGAGGCGUGCACAAUUGGCAACAUCAACAACCGUCACCACAAUAGAGAAGUAUUUAGCAAAUACUACAGUACCUGAUCCAACAACGACCAGUCAAAUAAGCCCAACGGUAAAUAAUACUAACGAUGAAUCCCAAAAUAUCGUAUCAAAUCUUGAUGAAAAUACAAUUCCUUUGAGUACAGAUGUCACAACUGAAACUUCGCCGACAACUGAGGCAGAAACUACACAAGAAAAAAUGGUAACUAAUAUUUCAACAACUAUAACAAACAAUGAAACACAAACAACUCAAAUUGAAACUGUUGAAAGUACGACUGUUCAUACCUCACCUUCUUUAGUAACAUGUCAUAAAUAUCCUAAAGAUUGCAAUAGGCCAGUUACUUGGGAGACUACAGUAGAAGGCGAAACUAGGGAUUUCUUCCAAAUCCUCAGAGAACGGUAUGGUGACCGAGUUCAUUUAUUAAGAGACACAACACAUUACCCCAGACGAAGAGCUAGGCUAGUUGGUGAUAGAAAUUAUUUUAUGUUUGGCAGGCACCGCGAAAGCUUUAGAGACAAACGUUGAUGUCACAAACAACAUGCAUAAGCAAGAAAAAAGUGUGUUUGAUAAAAACGAAAAUAUAAUUUUAAUAAAGAAGUACCUUAUAGGUUAUUUGAAAGAUAUCAGUGUAUUAUAAUCACAUUGACAGC
Molecule: messenger RNA, 1187 nt
Organism: Manduca sexta (tobacco hornworm)
Lineage: Eukaryota; Metazoa; Arthropoda; Insecta; Lepidoptera; Sphingidae
Product: integumentary mucin C.1-like
Exons: 4
Coding region: 76-1062 (328 amino acids)
Source: RefSeq, a predicted model, not a curated record